Heteronotia binoei (common prickly gecko) is the source of this 1467-nucleotide messenger RNA. RefSeq names its product snail family transcriptional repressor 3 (gene SNAI3). Gene Ontology annotation, biological process: regulation of DNA-templated transcription. NCBI's taxonomy places the organism in Eukaryota, Metazoa, Chordata, Lepidosauria, Squamata, Gekkonidae. Gene Ontology annotation, molecular function: DNA-binding transcription factor activity, RNA polymerase II-specific; RNA polymerase II cis-regulatory region sequence-specific DNA binding. Bases 21 to 917 code for a protein of 298 amino acids. The record is from RefSeq and is a predicted model, not a curated record. The transcript has 3 exons.
AGGGGGCCGCGCUCCCGGCCAUGCCGCGCUCCUUCCUGGUCAAGAAGGCGGCCAGCACCCGCGUGCCCAACUACGGGCAGCUGGAGACGCGGCGCCCAGAAGCCAAUGGAUCGUGCCCGACUUGGCAAGGGCUGGUGUUUCCCCUCCUCAUGCCCGAUGGCACAGCUUCGCUGUCCCUCUGUGACCCCGGCCGGCUGUGGGACCGCAGCUCUGGCGCUGCCCAUCUAUCUUUGCCUCUUCUGCAGACCACUGAGAUCAGAGGAGACCCUCCUGGCUCAAGCCCGCAGUCCGUGGCCCUUGGUGACGCUGCCCCAGCGGGAGGCCGGUUCUCAGGGCCCAUUCUCCGGGACAGCCGGAACAACCUCAACCUUCCCUCCACCUGUGGGCUGCCCCCCAAGAGGACUCCCAAUCUGGGAAGCCCCGCAGAGGGAGAAGGGGAGAAACUGCUGGGGGAGCCCGGCCAGGCCGCUGACCCCCCGGAGAGACUGGUGUGUCCGGACUGUGGCAAGACCUACCACACUUUUGCGGGCCUGGCCCGGCACCGGCAGCUGCGUUGCAAGCUGCAGCCGGCGAGCAGGAAAUACUUCAGCUGCAAGUACUGCGAGAAGGAGUAUGCCAGCCUUGGGGCCCUGAAGAUGCACCUCCGCACUCACACGCUGCCUUGCGUCUGCAGGAUCUGCAGCAAAGCCUUCUCCCGGCCGUGGCUGCUCCAGGGGCACAUCCGGACACACACAGGUGAGAAGCCCUACACCUGCUCCCAAUGCAGCCGAGCUUUUGCGGACCGCUCCAACCUCCGCGCCCACCUGCAGACUCAUUCCGACGUCAAGAAAUACCAGUGCCAGGCCUGCUCCAAGACCUUUUCCCGCAUGUCCCUGCUGUUGCGGCACGAGGAGGCUGCCUGCUGCCCCACCACCUGACCUGGCUCGGAUUGGAUCUUGCCGGAAAAUGGGCCAUGCGGGACACGAUGGAGAAGACCUGCAGUCCAGAAGCCGAGCUGCCUUGUGACAUUCAACGGACUGCUCUGAAGACUUUGCUGCAGCGAGGCCAGGGUGGCUCUCCAUCAGGGCUAGGAGGACGUGGGCUGCAUCGCACAAAGAAGCUCCCCCAGAGCCUGGCUUUGGAUUCUUUGCACCAAAUUCUGCAGCAGAACAAUCUCCCAUUCUGGAAGCACUUAGCUGAUCCAGCCAGAGAGCACAAUAGGCAAGCAGCUUGCCGGCUGAUUUAUCAGGGCAGCCUCCUUCUUGCCAACAUGGCGAGUUCCAGCCGCUCUGAUAGGAGAUUUCCAUCUCCCGGUUCUGAUACAAAUGCAUGUAAGGCAACGUAGUUUCCCUCCCUUCUUGUGAUUCUACCCAGCCACCCCCCUGACAAUUUCUUAGUGGCUGGAAUAUGGCUGGAUUUUCCUCUUCUCCUUUGGCUGUCUUCUCUGAUUUGGAGAAAUAAAACAAUGCAAGUAAACUUGGUCUCCAA